AUGAAAAAAUUUCUUUCGGUCAUAAAGAACGUGACAGAUCCUGAAAAAAUGGCCAAGUUUGGAGCAUAGAAACUGGAAAACUUUGCUGAUUACUUAGAUCCCAAUAAUGAGAAGUCCUCUCAACAAAUUCCGUUUAUGAUCACCCGAUAAAUGAAAUACGAUCUUAUGGAAUUGGGUUACAAUUAUGAUGACAUCAAAAAAAUGACUCCAACUUAUGCCAGCAAUCUGCUGUCAAAUCAAAUUUAAAAAAAAUAGAAGUGA
Paramecium tetraurelia is the source of this 261-nucleotide messenger RNA. RefSeq lists its product as uncharacterized. Lineage: Eukaryota; Ciliophora; Oligohymenophorea; Peniculida; Parameciidae. The record is from RefSeq and is a predicted model, not a curated record. The transcript is spliced from 2 exons.